Strongylus vulgaris is the source of this 540-nucleotide messenger RNA. The record is from the annotation of a GenBank genome assembly. NCBI's taxonomy places the organism in Eukaryota, Metazoa, Nematoda, Chromadorea, Rhabditida, Strongylidae.
AUGAUGGAUAGGUAUUCUUACUAUCAGGCAUGGCUUCACCGCAAGUAUGGAAAGUACAGGGAAGCUAUCGAGGUUUUAGAGCUUGCUCUACAAGAAGCCGAGCAGAGAAAGGAUCUCUUACCUAUAACUCGAGUUUAUGAUGAACUCGCCAACACUUUUUAUGAAAUGGGCAAUCUUGAUGAUGCAUUCAAGUACUUCCAGAUAGUAGUAAACCGGUUGGUUACCCUUCACGGGAAACGUGACAGUGAUCCAGAAUUCAUUGGUGUCUCUUUGAAAUUGGCGGACAUCUUUGCUCAAAAAGGCCAAUUAGAUGAUGCAGAAGUUGGAUUUUCGCACUGUGUUCGAAAACAAAUGAUGGUUGUCGACGAGCACAUGAAAAAGUAUAGCGUUGCUCAAGGUGCUCUCGUAGAGGAUAGACAUGUUGCUGAUACGCAGGGUCCAAUUUAUACUGAUCCUAUAGCUUUAUUUGGAAUGGCAUUAGAGCGAUAUGCCCAUUUUUUAGUGGGUUCUAAAUCUACAUUUGAAGCUGUUAGAACUUGA